GUUUUAUGUUGAUGUUUAAACAGAAAGGACGCACAUAAAUGUGAUAAAAGCAUUUGCAGCAUUUUAGUACAAUGGCGAAGUCUAAGAAAGAAAUCCGGUCGAAAGUUAUGAAGGAGGGUGAGUUCAUCCCACCCGACGGGGGAUGGGGCUGGAUGAUUGUGCUCGCUGCUGGUUUUUCUAACUUGUUCGCGUUGCCGAUGCUGCAGCAGUUCGGUCUCCUGUUCCGCGACAAGUUCGCUCGGCUCGGCAUCAGCAGCUCGGAGACGACUACAAUUAUCAACAUGAAUUCGGCGCUUACCUCUUGCGUCGGUUUGGCAAAUGGACCAGUGUUCAAAACGUUCAGCUAUCGUCAAGUAUCUCUCACGGGGGCGGUCGUGGUCUUCAUAUCUUUACUUUUGACAACCUUUUCUUACAAUUUCAUGACAUAUUUAUUGUCAUUUUCAAUACUUUAUGGUGUCGGAUAUGGUAUUAGCAGUUCAGCGAACGCCCUCGCAUUAAAUACAUAUUGGAAAAAAAGAAGGCGAUUAGCUACUGGUCUAUCAUGGACUACAACAGGGAUGGGGCCCAUGCUAUGGCCGCAUAUAAUAACAGGACUAUUUGCUCUUUUCGGAGAAACUGGAGCAAUUUUUAUAAUAAGCGGACUCUCACUCCACGCAAUAGCUUGCGCACUUCUAUUACAACCAGUGGAGUGGCAUUCCAAAUCACCGAAAGAAAUAGACGAGGAGAAGUUGUUAACACCAGACCUGCUAAAUGACCAUAAAAUGCCUGAAGAGAGUGGUUAUUUCAGCCAAGUCUCUAAAAUUAAAAAUCUAAGCGUAUUUUCCAGCCAAUACCUUUACAAUGAAGAUGAUCCGGUAACUCCUGGUUAUGAAAUUACGGACCCCGGCAUCCCGAUGAUGUUAAGAGCUAAUGAUGGAUACUUCAGUCAGUCGAGGCAAUCGAAAAGUAGAAUGUCUUCUAGAGAUGGCUCCAAUCGAAACUCACGCCUUAACUCCAAGAAACCCUCUAUGUCCAACUUACUUGAAAAUAGAUCAAGAAAAUCUUCCACUUUAUAUCUUAACGAAUCUAAAAAGAAUUCAUCUGCAAAUUUAGGUGCACUAGUUCAAGAACGUGAAGGGUACAAACCAAAACGUAAAACGUCCAUCACAUUGGAUACUCAGAUUCCAGAAUCCGAAAUAGAAGAUUGCCCUACACUUAAAGCUCCCCAAGAUUUAAAAGCAGAGGAAAAAGCUGCAGUAGAGAACAUAGAUCCAAAAGAAGCAAAAUUUAUAGCUGACAGAGCUGAAAAACAUUUUGCAGGCAGUAAAAGUAUUAAAUCGUUCAAAAUGGACGGUCAAUAUGGAGAAAAAUAUAACAAAGAUAAUCAUAGCAAUGUUUCUUUUAAAAAUCAAGAAGAAAACGAUGAAAAGAAAUACCUCAAAGACAAUCACAGUAAUCAAUCAAAUCGUACGAGAAAUCGUAGGAAAUCGAAUAACUUUAAUUAUGAAAGUGAAGUUCUUAAGCAGGCUUCAUUAAAAUUAGAACAGUACUUAAAAGAAAGCGAAGAUAAGUCUCAAAGCGAUAAAUUUAAGCUUCUGAUAAACAGUCCCGUAGAAGAUGACGUAUUUGACGAGAAGAAAGAAAAGAUAAAAGAACAUGAAGAUGUUGAAGAAGAACUAACUUUUUGGCAGAAAGUAGCGAUAUUUUUCGAUUUAGACCUAUUACAGGAUUUUACUUUCAUUAAUUUAAUGUUGGGUAUAACAUUAGCAAAUUUUAAUGAACUGAACUUUUCUAUCCUUACUCCAUUUAUUUUAGGAGAUUACGGUAUGACAAAACCACAAGUGGCAUUUUUUAUGUCACUGUUAGCCGGAGUUGAUCUUUGCGUUAGAUUUUGCAUUCCAUUUAUUGCUGGAAAAAUUGGAUGGGACAAUAAUUCCUUUUUCCUUUUUGGAGUAUUAUCGAUGGCUUUAGGUAGAGUAGUUCUAUCUUUCUGUCAAACAUAUUCAGUAGUGCUCCUGGUAGCAGUUAUGAUAGGUUUCGGCAAAGGGUUUCGAACUGUGUUCAUGGCUCUAGUCAUUCCAACUCACGUACCGCUGCACAAGUUACCAGGUGCUACGGGCAUACAACUGCUUACCGCUGGAAUAGUAUAUCUAGCAUUGGGACCUGUAGUUGGGUGGAUCAAAGACAAUACCACAACUGCAGUGACUCUGCAUUGUCUGAACAUCUUCACCUGGCUGACGGCAUUCUCAUGGGGCUUAGAAAAAUAUAUCGCAAUGAAACGUCAGAAAAAUGCAAAAGAAGACGUUACUAAGACUUAAAUACAAAGUACAUUGUGAACAUUAGUAAAUAGGUUAAAUGUGUUCUAGAAUUCGUUGAUUGUAUUCGUUCGAUUAAAAAAAUGUUAAUUAGACGAUGUCGAAUGCCGCUGGAGGUCAGACGAAAUGUGACGUUGUGUCAAUUAUUUAUCUAUCAUGUGUUAAGUUUAUUGUUUCUUAAGUUAUGUUUGUGAUAAAUGUUUUAUUUAGUUCGUGUUUAGAUUUGUGUAACUACGCGAUGCGUUUAUAAACGUAAAAAUUUUAGUGCCAAUUAGAUGUUUCAUUUUAUUAAUGAGAUUAUAAUUAUUCUAUAAUAU
Messenger RNA from Papilio machaon (common yellow swallowtail), 2611 nucleotides. RefSeq lists its product as uncharacterized. The record is from RefSeq and is a predicted model, not a curated record. The transcript is spliced from 7 exons. Lineage: Eukaryota; Metazoa; Arthropoda; Insecta; Lepidoptera; Papilionidae. Gene Ontology annotation, molecular function: monocarboxylic acid transmembrane transporter activity. Bases 72 to 2297 code for a protein of 741 amino acids. Gene Ontology annotation, biological process: transmembrane transport; monocarboxylic acid transport.